Molecule: messenger RNA, 378 nt
Organism: Aspergillus luchuensis
Lineage: Eukaryota; Fungi; Ascomycota; Eurotiomycetes; Eurotiales; Aspergillaceae
Product: DUF2423 domain-containing protein
Exons: 3
Coding region: 1-378 (125 amino acids)
Cellular component (GO): preribosome, large subunit precursor
Source: RefSeq, a predicted model, not a curated record
AUGGCAAAGAGCGUCCGGGCGAGUGUUACCAAGCGCAAUAGAGCUAAACUCCGAGCCACAGUCUUCGGACCAGCUGUUGAUGCAAGGACCGAAAGACUUUCUGCGAAGCUGCAAGAGCUAGCUUCUCAGCCUCGGCCGAACGAGGAGAAGUCAAGCAUGGAACUGGAUGAUGCAACCACAAACAACAACAGUGACAAAGAAGCUAGCAACGUAUCGAAUUCCACUGGAGAUAUGGAUAUCGAUCAAGGAACUGCUAAGGGUGGCCGUGCUCACACCAGGAAGUCGGGUCGAAUUCAGAAACGUCAUAAGAAAGCCCGCUCGUCCAUCGUUUUCCGUCCUCAUCCAUCGAAGGUCAAAGGAAAUACGAAGAGACGGUGA